Messenger RNA from Lentinula edodes (shiitake mushroom), 924 nucleotides. RefSeq lists its product as uncharacterized. Lineage: Eukaryota; Fungi; Basidiomycota; Agaricomycetes; Agaricales; Omphalotaceae. The transcript has a single exon. The record is from RefSeq and is a predicted model, not a curated record. The coding region runs from base 158 to 703 and encodes 181 amino acids.
UGAUGCUGACUCGCUCCCUUUACCAUCUUUGAAACGUCUGGAGUGGAAUUACAACCUCGAUGCUGAGCAUUCGGGUGGCAUCAACUCCCUCGGAGCUACCCUGCAGAACGCCCCGAAUCUGCAAUAUUUGUUCAUUGGCUGCGUUCCUCGUUCUCCCAUGAUAGAUUUCCGUCAAAUUUCGUUGCCGUCCCUGGAUACUUUGGCUAUCUCCUGUCUCAGCGGCCAACUGAUGCAUCAGAUUUGUUACCGCUGGGCUUUACCAUCACUAUCCCAUAUAGUUCUUGGGGCCGUUAGUGUUCCGGAUGUAUCAACCUUGUGGGAGGUAUACGGUGAACAGAUCAAGUCCUUGGAGCUUGGCCGACACGCCAGUUUCCUUGUGCGCGAUGUCAUUACUUCCGCAUUGAAUCACUGUUCGCAACUUGAAGAGCUCAACUAUCAUAUGUUCUUCACGCUUCCGCCCCUGCUACAUGAAUCUCAUGAUUCAAUCCACACAGUUGGAUUACACUCUGCUCCAAACCUCAUGUUCAUGUCCGACGAUGCCUGGAUGUUGCUAGAGAGACACUUUGAAACUCUCAUUGAAUGUCUGUCCUCCCUGCACACGCUUCGGCUUUUCGGAGAUUGGAGUCAUAUACUCACUGAUCCUCGAUUUGCCCCAAUUUUUGUCAAACUCUGUCAGCAUGAAUGUCAUUUAGUGGUGGUUUGACACUUUACUUUUCGCUCUGAUCGUUUUUUUUCUUUUAUUGAUACUUGAACCAUAGACUAACAUAAAAUCGAUUUUGUAUGAUAUACAUAUACCCCAUAUAUACCCUUAGAUUGACUUUACAGUUUACCUAUAGACAAUGCACCUCCCACCUAAUUUAGUAUCUUGUCCCCGUUUGUGUCUUGACGCCCUUCAUAUAUGCUCCACUCAACUCUCUAUCUAUU